AUGUCCGCCCCUGUACGACUGUUUGUCCUCGAUGUAGAACAGGCGUGUGUUAUAGGAGAAAACCUCAUUACCCUUAAUGUACAUCCAGGACUUCACAGUACAGAUCUGUCAUAUAAUCCUCCUAAUUAUGAGGAACCUUCUCCGGACCAAUCACAGAUUGUUACCGCAAGUAGAGUUCAGAAAAUAAUUAAAAGGUUUCAGUGUGGUAAAGAAUCCACAAACAGCUCAGGACUUUCUACACACCAAAGACAUCACAAAGGAGAGAAAACAUAUUCAUGUUCAGAAUGUGGGAAAUGUUUUAGAAAAAAAUCUGAUCUUGCUAUACAUGAGAGAAGUCACACAGGAGAGAAACCAUAUUCGUGUUCAGAAUGUGGGAAAUGCUUUUCCCAGAAAGUAAAUCUUGUUAGACAUAAGAGAUGUCACACAGGAGAGAAGCCAUAUUCAUGUUCAGAAUGUGGGAAAUGUUUCACACGGAGAUCAAGUUUUGUUAUACAUGAGAGAAGUCACACAGGAGAGAAACCAUAUUCGUGUUCAGAAUGUGGGAAAUGCUUUACCCAGAAAGUAAAUCUUGUUAGACAUGAGAUAUGUCACAUAGGAGAGAAAGCAUAUACAUGUUUAGAAUGUGGGAAAUAUUUCACACAGAAAUCAUAUCUUGUUAUACAUGAGAGAAAUCACACAGGAGAAAAGGCAUAUACAUGUUCAGAAUGUGGGAAAUGUUUUAGACAAAAAUUAGAUCUUGUUAUACAUGAGAGAAUACAUACAGGAGAGAAACCAUAUUCGUGUUCAGAAUGUGGGAAAUGCUUUACCCAGAAAGUAAAUCUUGUUAGACAUAAGAGAUGCCACACAGGAGAGAAGCCAUAUUCAUGUUCAGAAUGUGGGAAAUGUUUCACACGGAGAUCAAGUUUUGUUAGACAUGAGAGAUGUCACACAGGAGAGAAGUUUGAAGGCUAGCUGUUGGCUAGCCUGGAUUUGUGGGAGGAGCCGGUACUUUCUGCUUCGGACGUCCGUGCUACUUCUGGGUCAGUGACGUCAUCAUCAGGCGCCCCACGAGUCGGAGCUUUCAGACGCCGGGUGGUAACUUUUCUUCCUAUCAGAAUUCCACAGGAUUUACUUUCAGGAUCGCUGGUUUGUUCAAACUGGGUGUGGGAAGGUGAGGGAGGGUAGGAGGGAGGCAGGGGGAGGUACGCUGGAGGGUCGCUCCUCGUCUCUCAAAUCUCUCACAUGCAAUUCUGGACAUAGCACUAGGGGGCAGCAUUGCAUCACAUAUGGUUCAUGUCUGCUCAGCAACUACCGCAACAUUCUGUGGCUAUUCCUUAAAUGUAUGUGUGGGGUUGCAAGUUACCUGGGCAUUGUUUUGACAGGGCUCCGGUAACUGCGUCAGGUGCUAUUCCUUGGGGUUGCUUGCAUGUUUUCAUCAAGUUGUGCACACCAUUUUGCAUUGACAUACAGUACAUGCUUAUUUUAGCCAGUAUUUUCCUCACAUCGGUUAGCUUGACGUCAAAGGAAAGAAGGUGGUAAUAAAAAUAAAAAAAAUUAAAAAAUAUUUUCCUUUUCCUCAAAACUACAUGCUUACACCGCUAGGAUAGGUUCAUUUGCUAGUACAACCACGCUGUCACAGCAGUCAGGCACACGUUGUCUCAUAUCUCGUAGACUAGUGUCAUACGGUCUG
This is a messenger RNA of Bufo gargarizans (Asiatic toad), 1669 nucleotides long. RefSeq names its product gastrula zinc finger protein XlCGF17.1-like. The transcript is spliced from 2 exons. NCBI's taxonomy places the organism in Eukaryota, Metazoa, Chordata, Amphibia, Anura, Bufonidae. Gene Ontology annotation, biological process: negative regulation of transcription by RNA polymerase II. Gene Ontology annotation, molecular function: DNA-binding transcription repressor activity, RNA polymerase II-specific. The record is from RefSeq and is a predicted model, not a curated record. The coding region runs from base 1 to 951 and encodes 316 amino acids.